Gavia stellata (red-throated loon) is the source of this 2382-nucleotide messenger RNA. It is a transcript of the gene TUBB3, whose product is annotated as tubulin beta 3 class III. The record is from RefSeq and is a predicted model, not a curated record. Gene Ontology annotation, biological process: mitotic cell cycle; G protein-coupled receptor signaling pathway; axon guidance. Gene Ontology annotation, molecular function: structural constituent of cytoskeleton; GTPase activity; G protein-coupled receptor activity. Lineage: Eukaryota; Metazoa; Chordata; Aves; Gaviiformes; Gaviidae. Gene Ontology annotation, cellular component: microtubule; cytoplasm; membrane.
AUGUCGACGCUGGCCCCCCUGCGCCUGCUGCGCGAGCCCUGGAACGCCAGCGAGGGCAACCAGAGCAAUGCCACGGCCGGGGCCGGCGGCGCCUGGUGCCAGGGGCUCAACAUCCCCAACGAGCUCUUCCUGACGCUGGCGCUGGUGAGCCUGGUGGAGAAUCUGCUGGUGGUGGCCGCCAUCCUGAAGAACAGGAACCUGCACUCGCCCAUGUACUACUUCAUCUGCUGCCUGGCCGUCUCCGACAUGCUGGUGAGCGUCAGCAACCUGGUGGAGACGCUCUUCAUGCUGCUGAUGGAGCACGGCGUGCUGGUGAUCCGCGCCAGCAUCGUCCGCCACAUGGACAACGUCAUCGACAUGCUCAUCUGCAGCUCCGUCGUGUCCUCCCUCUCCUUCCUGGGGGUCAUCGCCGUGGACCGCUACAUCACCAUCUUCUACGCCCUGCGCUACCACAGCAUCAUGACGCUGCAACGGGCCGUGGUGACCAUGGCCAGCGUCUGGCUGGCCAGCACCGUCUCCAGCACCGUCUUCAUCACCUACUACCGCAACAACGCCAUCCUCCUCUGCCUCAUCGGCUUCUUCCUCUUCAUGCUGGUCCUCAUGCUGGUGCUCUACAUCCACAUGUUCGCCCUGGCCCGCCACCACCUCCGCAGCAUCUCCAGCCAGCAGAAGCAGCCCACCGUCUACCGCAGCAGCAGCCUGAAGGGAGCCGUCACGCUCACCAUCCUGCUGGGCGUCUUCUUCAUCUGCUGGGGCCCCUUCUUCUUCCACCUCAUCCUCAUCGUCACCUGCCCCACCAACCCCUUCUGCACCUGCUUCUUCAGCUACUUCAACCUCUUCCUCAUCCUCAUCAUCUGCAACUCGGUGGUCGACCCCCUCAUCUACGCCUUCCGGAGCCAGGAGCUCCGGCGGACGCUGCGGGAGGUGGUGCUGUGCUCCUGCACCGCGGACAGCGCCCGCCCUGCCCCGCGCCCCGCCGCCAGGGGGCGCCGCCCCGCCCUGCCCGGGGCGGUGGGGGGGUGGUGUGGGGGGGUCCCGGUGCCGCCGCCCCCCCAACGCUGAGCCCUGUGCCCCCAGUUCUGGGAGGUGAUCAGCGACGAGCACGGCAUCGACCCCAGCGGCAACUACGUGGGCGACUCCGACCUGCAGCUGGAGCGCAUCAGCGUCUACUACAAUGAGGCCUCCUCUCACAAGUACGUGCCUCGCGCCAUCCUGGUGGACCUGGAGCCGGGGACGAUGGACAGCGUGCGCUCGGGCGCCUUCGGCCACCUCUUCCGCCCCGACAACUUCAUCUUCGGGCAGAGCGGGGCCGGGAACAACUGGGCCAAGGGGCACUACACGGAGGGGGCCGAGCUGGUAUGGUGAAUGGACUCGGUGCUGGACGUGGUGCGGAAGGAGUGCGAGAACUGCGACUGCCUGCAGGGCUUCCAGCUGACCCACUCGCUGGGGCGGGGCACCGGCUCCGGCAUGGGCACCCUCCUCAUCAGCAAGGUGCGGGAGGAGUAUCCCGACCGCAUCAUGAACACUUUCAGCGUGGUGCCGUCCCCCAAGGUGUCGGACACGGUGGUGGAGCCCUACAACGCCACGCUCUCCAUCCACCAGCUGGUGGAGAACACGGAUGAGACCUACUGCAUCGACAACGAAGCUCUCUACGACAUCUGCUUCCGCACCCUCAAGUUGGCCACCCCCACCUAUGGCGACCUCAACCACCUCGUCUCGGCCACCAUGAGCGGCGUCACCACCUCCCUCCGCUUCCCCGGCCAACUCAACGCCGACCUCCGCAAGUUGGCCGUCAACAUGGUGCCCUUCCCGCGUCUCCACUUCUUCAUGCCGGGCUUCGCCCCGCUGACGGCCCGCGGCAGCCAGCAGUACCGCGCCCUCACCGUCCCCGAGCUCACCCAGCAGAUGUUCGACGCCAAGAACAUGAUGGCCGCCUGCGACCCCCGCCACGGCCGCUACCUCACUGUGGCCACCGUCUUCCGGGGCCGCAUGUCCAUGAAGGAGGUGGACGAGCAGAUGUUGGCCAUCCAGAGCAAGAACAGCUCCUACUUCGUGGAGUGGAUCCCCAACAACGUCAAGGUGGCCGUCUGCGACAUCCCUCCUCGGGGCCUGAAGAUGUCCUCCACCUUCAUCGGCAACAGCACGGCCAUCCAGGAGCUCUUCAAGCGGAUCUCGGAGCAGUUCACGGCCAUGUUCCGCCGCAAGGCCUUCCUCCACUGGUACACGGGCGAGGGGAUGGAUGAGAUGGAGUUCACCGAGGCCGAGAGCAACAUGAACGACCUGGUCUCCGAGUACCAGCAGUACCAGGACGCCACGGCCGAGGAGGAGGGCGAGAUGUACGAGGACGACGAGAGGGAGUCGGAGGCGCAGGGCGCCAAGUGA